Molecule: messenger RNA, 2142 nt
Organism: Labeo rohita (rohu)
Lineage: Eukaryota; Metazoa; Chordata; Actinopteri; Cypriniformes; Cyprinidae
Gene: puf60b
Product: poly-U binding splicing factor b
Exons: 11
Coding region: 209-1720 (503 amino acids)
Biological process (GO): alternative mRNA splicing, via spliceosome; regulation of alternative mRNA splicing, via spliceosome; mRNA splice site recognition
Cellular component (GO): catalytic step 2 spliceosome; precatalytic spliceosome
Molecular function (GO): RNA binding
Source: RefSeq, a predicted model, not a curated record
CCAGAAUCGUUCAGCGGAAGGCGCGCGCCGCUCCAGGUUCCGCUCUGUUUCUAUGGUGUUGCAGAGUUCUCAAUGUGGAUCACUACAUGGCGGUAACGCGGAACACUGCGAUCAUUGUAAAAUUGUGAGUGCUUUGCCAGCAAGUCUCCACGGCUUCACAAUCCUGGUUGACGUAAUACGGUUCGCCUCAUAGUGAGGCAAAGGUCUGAUGAUGGAGAAUGGACAAGGCACAGGUGCAAAGCUUGUAUUACCGCCUCUUACACCAGAGCAACAGGAGGCGCUACAAAAGGCUAAGAAGUAUGCCAUGGAACAGAGCAUCAAGAGUGUUUUAGUGAAACAGACCAUCGCCCACCAGCAGCAGCAGCUCACAAACUUACAGGUGGCAGCACAGAGGCAGCGAGCUCUGGCCAUCAUGUGCCGUGUAUAUGUGGGCUCCAUUUAUUACGAGCUGGGGGAAGAUACCAUCCGGCAGGCCUUCGCCCCCUUUGGUCCCAUUAAGAGCAUUGAUAUGUCUUGGGACUCGGUCACCAUGAAACACAAGGGCUUUGCCUUUGUGGAGUAUGAGGUUCCUGAAGCAGCUCAGCUGGCCUUGGAGCAGAUGAACUCAGUCAUGCUGGGUGGAAGGAACAUUAAGGUGGGGCGGCCAAGUAACAUUGGACAGGCGCAGCCUAUCAUCGACCAACUGGCAGAGGAGGCACGUGCCUACAACCGAAUCUAUGUAGCCUGUAUUCACCCUGAUCUAUCUGACGACGACAUUAAGAGCGUCUUUGAGGCCUUCGGAAAGAUUAAAAGUUGUAUGCUGGCACGGGAACCGACCACGGGAAAGCACAAGGGCUACGGAUUUAUUGAAUAUGAAAAGCCUCAGUCAGCGCUGGAUGCAGUCUCGUCUAUGAACCUGUUUGACCUUGGAGGUCAGUACUUAAGAGUGGGGAAGGCUGUUACUCCUCCCAUGCCUCUGUUGACGCCUACAACCCCUGGAGGUCUGCCUCCUGCUGCAGCUGUGGCGGCUGCUGCUGCGACCGCCAAGAUCACUGCCCAGGAGGCUGUUGCUGGAGCGACAGUGCUGGGUUCUCUCGCUUCACCAGCGCACAUUCUCAGUCAGCAAAUGGGACUUCCACAGGCUGUACUGGCUGCCCAGGCCCCUGGCAUCAUCACAGGUGUGACACCUGCUCGCCCCACUCUUCCUGUAGUCCCUCAGGUUGGUUUGGUCAACCCAGUACUAGCAUCCCCACCAGUCACGACACCUGCGUCUGCGGGAACACCAACGUCUGCAGCACAAACACAUACAGAAGUAAAGAGAGAGGAAGACAACAGGCGGACUGAAGACCAGAGUGCGCCAGUCGGAAAUGGACAGGACAGUGAACUAGAGCAGCUAAGUGUCAGUGCAAGUGGAGGAAAACAAACAGUCAUGCAGUCAAAGUCAACAGUUAUGGUGCUACGCAACAUGGUGGGCCCAGAGGACAUUGACGAUGACCUGGAAGGCGAAGUGAUGGAGGAAUGUGGGAAGUAUGGUGCUGUUAAUCGGGUUAUCAUAUACCAGGAACGACAGGGUGAGGAGGACGAUGCUGAGAUAAUAGUGAAGAUCUUUGUGGAGUUCUCUGAUGCUGAUGAAAUGAACAAGGCCAUCCAGGCUCUCAACAACCGCUGGUUUGCAGGUCGCAAGGUUGUUGCCGAGUUGUACGAUCAAGAGCGUUUUAAUAACAGUGACCUCUCUGCAUAAGACUGUCUCGAAAUGGCCACUGGGCCCGUCUUCUGGCACUCAAACUCACUCAGCUUUCAUCACUGCUGCUUGAGAUCCGGGCCUCUUUGAAACUUGUAAUUAUUUUUUUAUUGAUGUUGAUAGUAAUAAUAUUAUUGGAAAAAUCCCAAUGGUGGGAUUUAGCUUAGGACAAAAAAACAUGCUCCUCAUACAUUUACUUUGUGUCACCUACUGUGAAAGACUUGCAUUUUUUUUUAACAGUCGUUAUUAUUUGCAGGGUUUUGUUUUCUAAUUUUGAAGAAAAGAUGCAAUUUUCCCCUUUCCCACCCCACUUUUUUACAAAUGGCAACUUUUUCUCCACUGACAUUGUGUUCGGACCCUAAACAUUGUGUUGGUGACAUUGGUUCUGGCUUUACCAAAACAAUAAAUUUCUCUAAUAUGCA